AAUGGCGCUUGCUUCCACUGCUCUCCGACAUGCUUGACAGUUAUGCGAGUGAUCCAAGUGUCAUUGUCUGGCUCAUGUUAAGUUAUGAUAAAUAAAAUGUUUUUUAAUUAGUUGUUAAGUGUCUAGUAGUAGAAAACACUCAUCGGCCCAGGCGUGAAAACACAUGGCUUAAAGAUGUGGUCCUCCCAGCAACUCAACAAUUCCAAACAUGCACAAAACAUUCGCACCUUGGGCAUGACCUCGGCCAUCUCACUGGCCGAGCCGAAGCCAUCCGACAUAGCGAAGUCACUCGAACUCGAGGAGGCGCUAAAGCCGUAUGAUGUGUUCGAAACCGAGCAAGAGUUAAACCACCGCAUGAUUAUACUCGGUAAACUGUAUUCCUUAGUCAAACAAUGGAUUAAAGAUGUAUCUAUUGCUAGGAAUAUGCCUGAGAGCGUGGCGGAAAAUGUCGGUGGCAAGAUUUACACGUUUGGUAGUUACAGAUUAGGUGUACACAAUAAAGGUGCUGAUAUUGACGCGUUAUGCGUCGCACCACGUCACAUCAGUCGCACGGACUACUUUACAACAUUCUACGAGUUGCUGAAACAACAGCCCGAGGUGCGUGACCUGCACGCAGUCGAGGAGGCCUUCGUGCCGGUGAUCAAGAUGAAGUUUGACAACAUCGAAAUCGAUCUGCUGUUCGCACAAUUACUACUAAAAGAGAUCCCUGACUCGAUGGACUUGCAGGAUGAUGUGCUGCUCAAGAAUUUGGAUCCGAAAUGUGUGCGCAGCUUGAAUGGCUGUCGCGUCACUGAUGAGAUUCUACGACUGGUUCCUAACAUCGAAAAUUUUCGGCUUGCAUUGCGAGCGAUUAAAUUAUGGGCUAAAAAACAUGGUAUUUAUAGUAAUAUAUUAGGAUAUUUAGGCGGUGUGUCGUGGGCGAUGCUAGUUGCACGAACGUGUCAAUUAUAUCCGAACGCGGCGCCUGCCACUCUAGUUCAUAAGUUUUUCCUCGUCUUCUCGAAGUGGAAGUGGCCGCAGCCAGUCUUACUGCAGCCACCUUCGAGUGUUAGUUUAGGUUUUCCCGUUUGGGAUCCACGCGUAAACAUUCAAGAUCGUCAUCAUCUCAUGCCAAUCAUCACGCCAGCAUAUCCUCAACAGAAUUCCACUUUCAACGUGUCACAAUCAACCCGCGCGAUCAUGAUGGACGAGUUUGCCAAAGGACUCACACUUACGGAAGACAUUGUUAUAGGGAAGCAAACCUGGGAGAAACUGUUCGAACCUCCGCCGUUUUUCAUGAAAUAUCGACAUUUUAUUGUCCUGUUGGUGAGCGCCGCGUGUCAGGAUGAUCAUUUGGAGUGGUCGGGGCUGGUUGAGAGUAAAAUUCGUUUACUCAUAGGUACAUUAGAGAAGAAGACUCACAUUGCGUUGGCACACAUCAACCCAGAGAGCUUCAGCUACGUAGAACCCAACUGCGAAGAGAACUCAAUCACCAGCCUGUGGUUCAUCGGGCUGGAGUUUGAAAAGACCGAAAAUAUCAAUAUUAAUCUAACGUACGAUAUACAGGUGUUCACUGAGACAGUCAAUCGGCACGCGCAUAACAUCAAGAAGGAAGGCAUGCGUCUAGAGGCGCGUCACGUGAAGCGCAAACAACUCGGACAAUACCUCUCGCCAAGUCUCCUCGCGUGCGAGAAGAAAAACGCGGCGGCUGCGGUCAAGAACGGCGCGGAUAGUCGCAAACGAUCUGCCGAAAAGGACGACAAAGAGCCAGCGAACAAAAAGUCGCGAAUCUCCGAAGACGUUAAUCCACAAUCAUUUGAAGACUCAUCAAAUGCAUCAUUGAACAUCAACGACGAUUCCAACAGUAAUAUCAGCCUGAGCGAAGAACACGCCGCGUCAAAGCAGGCGCCCGAUGGUGCACCACAACAACCGCCACCAGCGGCGGCCGCAGCGCACGCAUUGUGCACCUGAGGCGCAAGCAAGGUACGUAAUUAGUCGUUUCAUACAAACACACACACACAGCGAAUGCGAAUGCGAAUCCGCGAUAUCAUCGCUUGCAAAACUUCGAAGCAACUCUUCAAUUUUCGCGUGUGUGUGAUUCGCGACGAUUCGGUGGUGUUUGGUUUUCAGGUCCGCGUGUUGCAUCGGAUUCAUGUAUGUAUAAAUAAUAAUAAAUGUGUUUCCAUGCGCGCAUGUAAAAUAUUGUCGCAGUUGUGUGCAAUUUUUCGACUCUUUUUUCCUCAUGUAAUCAUCAUAUGUGACAAAACAAUCUGUUGCGUUUUGUACCGGCGAGAUUUCAACUAAAAUGCGAUGAUAUUUUACAUUUGACAGAGACGAUUCACGUCCACACACAACACUCGAAUUACUUACGUUUACGUUUUGUUUCAUUUUUUAAAUCUUAACGGCCUCGGUUUUGAUUCCGGAGGCGCUUACUACUGUAGCUGGUCGAUCGAACAUUAUUCCAUUAUUUUUUUGAUACCGACUAAUGUGUACAUACUUAGUGGAUGAAUUACUUUGAGAUAUUUUAUAAUAAGUGAAGAACGAUGUGCCGAUGUGCAAGCAUUGAUUACUUUAAACGUAUAUACGCAAAGUAUACUGAGAGCGCAGUGAAUGAGAGAAAAUGGCCGAUUGGAAAAUGUUGGGGGAUGUUUUUACUGUUUUUAUUUUUUAUACUUCUCGAAUAUUUAUAAUUUACUGUCACGAGAUUGUAACGUUUUCUUUGGCAUUUGAUAAAAUAAAAGCGCAAUCCCCAAACAGUC
This is a messenger RNA of Dalotia coriaria, 2738 nucleotides long. It is a transcript of the gene hrg, whose product is annotated as poly(A) polymerase hiiragi. The coding region runs from base 175 to 1950 and encodes 591 amino acids. Gene Ontology annotation, cellular component: nucleus. The record is from RefSeq and is a predicted model, not a curated record. The transcript is spliced from 7 exons. NCBI's taxonomy places the organism in Eukaryota, Metazoa, Arthropoda, Insecta, Coleoptera, Staphylinidae. Gene Ontology annotation, molecular function: poly(A) RNA polymerase activity; RNA binding.